UCCCUUAACGGUCUUAGUAGCCCAUGUGGGAUGCUUAAAAAAGGUGUUUUAGUGCACGUCAUUGUGAGCUUGGUAAUGUUGUGUGAAAUAUACAAGCUGGCAACUCGUGGAGUGCCAUCUUUCCUCUUAUUAAGCAGGCCAAUCAGAAAGCUGACACCGCCACCCAGCCCGAGUUGCGUUUCUUCAAACAUUCAUCAGUCGUCUUCUGGUCGUGAACGUGUCAAGACACGCGUGCACCUGCUCACACACUCUGCCUUCACUCACCCUGUGCAGUCAUGGUAAGUACACAGUGAUGUGAUAUGAAUUAGCUGAAUAAUUUGCCUUCUUGUUGAAGUCAAUUUUAUGAUGUUGUUAUAUAAGUGAAGUGCCGAAAUUACUUACAAAAAAAGUGACAGUCCCGUUCGGGAUGAAAGGGUGACUUUCUACGGAUGACCCUCAUCCCAUGUGGGCUCUAUCGGUCGACUUUCAACGGAGGAUGUUCAUCCCAUAUGGGCUUUCUCUGUCGACUUUCGACGAAGGAUGCUGCUCCCAUUAUGACCUCUUGUUAUAUGAAAUAACAGCUAUUGCAUUGUUGUUUUAGGGAAAUGUUGCAAAUAAAUAUUGUUCCUAUCCAACUUUGAUUUUAUUUGUGCAGAUAUAGUGCUGUCAUGUACCUACUGGUAACUUUUUCCAAAGAUUACAAAUAAUUUAUUAAUUUUAAAAAUUUUCUUUGCAGUUUUCGAAGGCAAUGUUUUAUGGGAGACGGAAUGCUGCCUUGGAGAACCAGGACAUGGAGCAAGCUGACUGGAUAGCUCCAUUAGAGCCUGAAGGCAGUGACAUCGAGGUUGAUGACCCCGAAGACUGUGACAUCAGGGACCCUACCUUCACUCCUGACGACGACCUAGACCAGGAUGAAGCAUAUGAAGAACCUUCAACUUCUAGAGGUAGACAAGGUCACAAGGUCAGUAGGGUUAUCCCUCAAGCUAUGCCGGAGGAAGAGGAGGAAGUGCAAUCUUCUAGUAAGAAGUCCAAGAAUCGACACUGGAAGAAGGAAGACAUUCAAUAUGAGCCUCUGCCUGACUUCAUUCAUCCUCGUCCCGACUUUCUGAGACAGCCGUAUGAGUACUUCUCUCUUUUCUUCACUUCCGAAGUGAGAGAACACAUUACAUACCAGAGUAACCUGUACUCCAAGCAGCAGGAUGUGGCCAGUAACUUCAACAUGAGUGAAGAGGAACUUUUGGUUUUCCUGGGCAUCAUAAUGUACAUGGGGCUGGUUCCUUUGCCCAGUAUUGUGGACUAUUGGGCUGUCCAGACAAGAGUUCCUCAAGUUGCUGACUUUAUGUCGAGGAACCGCUUUAAGUCAAUACGUUCGAAGCUGCACUUCAAUGACAAUGACCAAGCAAGUGGAUCACAAGACAAGUUUUUCAAGGUGCGACCAAUCUUCACCAAUGUUACCAAGGAGUUCCUGAAGGUGCCUGAAACUCCAGUCAAUUCCAUAGAUGAGGUGAUGGUCGCGUACAAGGGAACUACGGCUGGUAACCUUCGCCAGUAUGUAGCCAAGAAGCCAGACAAGUGGGGCUACAAGCUUUUCUGCCGUUCCAGUGUGGACGGGUUUAUACAUGAUAUCCUCAUGUAUCAAGGAGCUCCAACCUUUGUGAGCCACCCUACAACACUUUCAGAAGAGGAGAGCUCAAUGAAUGUGACUACAAAGUUUGUUGUUGCCUUAGUCAAGACCAUCAAAGACCCAAGGAAUUCAGCUGUGUAUGCUGACAAUUACUUUACAAGCAUUGGCUUAGCAGAGUACUUGAGGUCCCAGUAUGGAUGCCGAUAUGUGGGCACUGCUAGGGAGAACAGAGUUGGCUUUCCACCCCUGCAGUCUGUGAAGGACAUGAAUAAGAAGUCGGUACCAAGGGGCACUCUUGAGUACGUGUCAUCUGAUGGCAUCCUCAUUGCUAGAUGGAAGGACAACAGCAUUGUCACAAUCCUGUCUACGGAUGUUGGCGUGGAGCCCUUGGGCGAGAUUGAUCGGUACUCCAAAGAGGUCAAGAAGAAGGUUCCUGUGACAUGCCCAUAUGUAAUUGCAAAAUACAACAGCCGAAUGGGCGGCAUAGACAAAAGUGAUAUGCUAACGCAUCUUUACAAGACCCCCUUCAAAGCUAAGAAAUACUACAUGAGGCUUUUUGCAUACAUCCUGGACCUGAUUGUAUGCAAUGCAUGGAUCUUAUACAAGAGGGACUGUUUGGCAUUGCAGUGCAAGUGUAUGCCCCUCAAGAGGUUUCGUCUGGACAUCUCUACUUGGCUGAGGAGCUUCAAGAUGUCUACUACCAGGGUCACCAGAACUUCCCUUGGCACUCGAGAUGUCCCUCUGCCUAGGCGGGGUCAAAGGGCGAUCUUGCCAACUGUAGAAGCCCGUCAGGAUGCCACCUCUCUCCAUAUGCCGAAGCAUGUGGAGAUGAGACAGACUUGCAAGUACUGUUCCAACAAGGAUCACAUUCACAGGUCUCGUUGGAUGUGUGAAGAAUGUAAGGUGGCGUUGUGUCUAACUGACACAAGGAACUGCUUUGCUAUGUUCCACAAAGCUGGUUCAGUGUAAUGUACCUAUGCCAUUUUUUUUCUUUGUUAGUAA
This is a messenger RNA of Eriocheir sinensis (Chinese mitten crab), 2605 nucleotides long. RefSeq names its product piggyBac transposable element-derived protein 3-like. Lineage: Eukaryota; Metazoa; Arthropoda; Malacostraca; Decapoda; Varunidae. The coding region runs from base 728 to 2572 and encodes 614 amino acids. The transcript is spliced from 2 exons. The record is from RefSeq and is a predicted model, not a curated record.